CGUAGGGGGACCCCAGGAGGUGCUGCCGGUUAUUAGCGACUGCGUGGCGUGGUGCGGCGCGUCUCGUGGUGGUCGUGGUGAUCCUCGUGCUCCUCUCCUCGGUGGUGGUGCCAGCCCCCCCCCCAUCACGCAGACCAUGAACCCGGACGAGGUGGUGCCCCCCCCCACCGAGCUGUCUCGAGGCGCCCACGUGCGCAGCCUGGAGCAGUACGCCGAGCUGUACGCGAGAUCCAUCCAGCAGCGGAGCGCGGGAGAGUUUUGGAAGGAGAUCGCGAGGGAGUUCCACUGGCAGCGAUGGCCGCCGCAGGAGGACGUCCUCAGCUACAACUUCGACGUGCGGCGCGGCCGCGUGUUCGUCGAGUGGUUCGCCGGGGGGCUGAUGAACGUCUGCUACAACCUCCUGGACAGGAACGUGCUGGAGAAGGGACUCGGGAACCGCGUGGCCUUCUACUGGGAAGGCAAUCGCCCUGAUGAGAGCUCACAGAUCACCUACGCCGAACUCCUCGCCGAGGUCUGCAAGUUCUCCAACGUCUUGCUUGCCAAAGGCGUGCGGAAGGGCGACCGCGUCGCCCUGUACCUCCCCAUGGUGCUGGAGUUGGUGGUGGCCAUGCUCGCCUGCGCCAGGCUCGGCGCCGUGCACUCCGUCGUGUUCGCGGGGUUCUCUGCGGACGCUCUCCACGACCGCAUCGCAGACUCGCAGUGCCGCCUCCUCGUCACGGCCGAUGGAUUCCAGCGCGGGGACAAGUCGAUCAGCCUGAAAGAGAUCGCAGACGAGGCCUUGAAGAAGAACGCGGAGGAGGACGACGUGAAGGUGGAGCACUGCAUCGUGGCGAGGAGGUUCGGCGAGCAGCAGAACGGAGUGGCGAGCGAGGCCCUCGUGGUGCCGUGGACGAGCGGACGGGACAGCUGGUGGCAUGAGCUGAUGUGCGGGGCGAGUACCACGUGCGAGCCCGCGUGGUGCGACGCCGAAGACCCGCUCUUCGUCCUCUACACCAGCGGCUCCACCGGCAAGCCCAAGGGGGUGCUCCACACCACCGCGGGCUACCUGCUCUUCGUGGCCACCACGCACAAGCUCGUGUUCGACAUUCGGCCGCAGGACGUGUACUGGUGCACGGCCGACAUCGGCUGGAUCACCGGCCACUCCUACAUCGUCUACGGACCCUUGGCCAACGGCGUCACGAGCGUGCUGUUCGAAGGCAUCCCGACGUUCCCGGACGCGGGGCGGUUUUGGCAGACGGUGGAGAAGUACGCGGUGAGCAAAUUCUACACGGCGCCCACCGCCGUCCGGCUCCUCAUGAAACACGGAGACGCCUUUGUGCUCAAACACAGCCGUCGGUCCCUGCGAGUGCUGGGCACCGUCGGGGAGCCCAUCAACCGCGAGGCGUGGCACUGGCUACACGGCGUCGUCGGAGGCGGCCGCUGCCCCAUCGUCGACACGUUCUGGCAGACGGAGACCGGAGGGCACGUGCUGACGCCGCUCCCGGGCGCCACGCCGCUCAAGCCGGGCUCCGCGACGCUGCCGUUCUUUGGCGUGGAGCCGGCGAUCCUCGACGAGCGUGGGGAGGAGCUGCGGGGCGAGGCCGAGGGCUUCCUGGUGUUCAAGCGGCCGUGGCCCGGGAUCCUGCGGACGGUGUUCGGCGACCACGAGCGGCUGGAGGCGACGUACUUCGGGAAGUUCCCCGGUUACUACGCGACGGGGGACGGCUGCAGGAGGGAUAAAGACGGAUAUUACUGGAUCACGGGCCGCACAGACGACAUGUUGAACGUGUCUGGCCACCUGCUGAGCACGGCGGAGGUGGAGUCGGCGCUGCUGUCCCACGGCUCCGUGGCCGAGGCGGCUGUGGUAGGGCGUCCGCACGCGCUCAAGGGCGAGAGCCUCUACUGCUUCGUGACGCUCAACCACGGCCUGGAGCUCAACCCGUGCCUCGCCGCCGAGCUGAAGAAGCGAGUGAGAGAAAAGAUCGGUCCGAUCGCCACGCCCGACUUCAUCCAGAGCGCACCGUCGCUGCCCAAAACGCGCUCAGGGAAGAUCAUGAGACGGUUACUGCGGAAAAUCGCGCAGGACGACUCGGACUUUGGGGAUUUGUCGACGUUGGCGGAUCCAGGGGUGGUGCAGCUGCUCUACAGCUCGCGCUGCAUCAACGGUCACUAGAGCCAGCGUGGAGAGACACCGCGCAGAGACACAAAGAUCACAGAGACACCACCCAGAGACACAGAGAUCACAGAGACACCGCGCAGAGACACACAGAUCACAGAGAGACACCGCACAGAGACACAGAUCACAG
Molecule: messenger RNA, 2285 nt
Organism: Petromyzon marinus (sea lamprey)
Lineage: Eukaryota; Metazoa; Chordata; Hyperoartia; Petromyzontiformes; Petromyzontidae
Product: acetyl-coenzyme A synthetase, cytoplasmic-like
Molecular function (GO): AMP binding; acetyl-CoA synthetase activity
Source: RefSeq, a predicted model, not a curated record